GACUUCUGUUUUAGGGGUUAUGGGUUUCUAUCACACUGGCAGGGUGUCAUUCGACAAACGUUCUUCUUAGCCCCAUCGGGACUUCACUGCCCAGUGCCCAUCAUGCGUUAUGCAUAGCCCUCGGAGGCAAACAUGAAUCAAUUGAAAGAGUUAAAAAAGAAUUCCUCAUCUUGGCCUCGUCUCAUGAAUGUCUUCGACUCCGUUGCUCGGAAGUAUCGUGUCUAGAGUCCUCUCACCCUCCCAAUAUGUCCCAGUCGACUGCGGUAUAUUCCACACCGCUUCAUUCACUUAGAGAUACCGUUCUAGACAUCUCCCCAUCUGCCACCCCACGCCGAAUUCGGCUUCUCGACUGCUUGCAAUUUUUAGAUCAUGACAUCCUCGCAAUCCACGAGUAUCCCGACAUCCCUUCCUUCCCAUACACAGCCAUAUCGUACGUCUGGAAGGGCUUAGAUGUUGAUCCCAACCACACCGACGACAAGUACGGCACAUUCGCUGUCAAGGGCGCUGAAAAUGGUGACCCGAUCAGUAUCGAUGUCCUCAAGCAUGCAUGCACUGCUGCUGUGCAAAAUGGAACGGGGUACAUCUGGCUCGACAGACUCUGCAUCCUGCAGAAUGAUAGCGAUGACAAGGCCUGGCAAAUCCGCCAGAUGUACAUGAUCUACAAAUCUUGUGCAGUGUGCAUUGUUUUACCUGGUGGAGUGCGCAGACUCGCACAGUUUGAUGAAGAAACGACGUGGAUCCAGCGUUCAUGGACCCUCCAAGAAGUUAUGGCUCAAUCAAAUGUAAUGAUCUUAUAUGCUUGGAAAUACGGAAAGGCCUUGUCCGGCAUCAAAAGUGUCAGCGCAUUGUUUGCUUAUACCGAAGUCAUCCAAGAAGGGAAGAAGUUUACCUCUUUCUCGAUCAAGUUCUUUGGUCGUGCAAAAGAUCCCAAUGUCAGCGCACUCCUGGCUGUUCUGGAUAAUGGCGGCACGCAGUCAGAAGCUGGUGCGCAAGCAGUAUGGCGAUGCUCGCUCAUGCGCACUUCCUCAUUUCCCGUGGAUACCGUGCUCAGUAUCAUGGGCUUGUUUGGAGUCACACUUGAUCCCCGUGACUUCCAGAAAGGAGACAGACGAGGCGCAACCAUUGCCCUUGCCAAAGAGAUACUACGGAAAGGAGGAAGGGCCAGUUGGCUCGCUCCUUCCCUCAGUCUUCCCCCAGCAAAAGGGCUCUCUGCAUUCCCAGAGUUUCCGCAUGUGUCUGUGGCAGGACAAGCGACCCUGACGACCGAGGAGGGGGACCGACCAGUUACAGAGUUGCUACCACGGGUUGGAGAGGGAUGGCUGGAAGGUGUCCCAACAGGGGUGAUGGACGACACCGGAUACUUCACUUUUUCCGGCCCUGCUGCGCUUUUGGUUCCAACAGGUCUCCGAAAGAAAGAUCACACCUUGUACGACAACAAGUCUCCAUUAGAUGCCAAUGGGCAGCUGCAGGUUGUUGCAAUGGACGGCGCCAUCUGGAGGAUACAUCUUGAUGGUGAAGAAACCUAUCGGCCUGCACGCCGCGCUUUCAUAGUCUUCAUAGGCGCUCUGGUGCACUAUACUUCCCCUGCCUUUGGCGCAUGCUACGUCGAUCCAUAUCGCUAUAGGGCACUGCUGUUGGAGGAGGACGAGCCUGGGAAGUUCCACAGGACGUCCUAUUUCGCUUUGCACGAAGCAUACGUACCUUACAUCAAGCGCUGCAAAACAUAUACAUUCUGACCAGUUUGACGUAUAGCUGUUUAUCAUUUUCUCCGCUCUGUUAUUUGGCAGGGAGAUUGCAAUGCAAUUGGCUCGUAUUAUGUAUACAAUUCAACAGUAUCACAAUGUACAACUGAUAGAAUUUUAAGUAGGAAAAAACGCAUGGAUGUUAUCCUUCCAGAUUCUUUCGAAGAACUGUCUAACAUGGACUGUCAAAUAUUGCCUACAAAC
Suillus paluster is the source of this 1946-nucleotide messenger RNA. RefSeq lists its product as uncharacterized. Lineage: Eukaryota; Fungi; Basidiomycota; Agaricomycetes; Boletales; Suillaceae. The transcript is spliced from 3 exons. The record is from RefSeq and is a predicted model, not a curated record. The coding region runs from base 246 to 1736 and encodes 496 amino acids.